Ilyonectria robusta is the source of this 1509-nucleotide messenger RNA. Its product is annotated as fungal trichothecene efflux pump-domain-containing protein. Gene Ontology annotation, cellular component: membrane. The coding region runs from base 1 to 1485 and encodes 494 amino acids. The record is from RefSeq and is a predicted model, not a curated record. Gene Ontology annotation, molecular function: transmembrane transporter activity. The transcript is spliced from 3 exons. Gene Ontology annotation, biological process: transmembrane transport. NCBI's taxonomy places the organism in Eukaryota, Fungi, Ascomycota, Sordariomycetes, Hypocreales, Nectriaceae.
AUGCCUCACCACGAUCGCCAUGCCUCGGACGAUGAGAAUACCUUCGAAGUCGAGGAGGAUGAGCUGCCUCCCGGGUACUUCACCAGCCCGUUCUUCAUUGGUUCCAUGACUGGAAUUGGUUUGGGUCUCAUGGCUGGCGAUGCAAACAUUAUAUGGGUCGCACUCACCUACACCCUCACCUCGGCCGUCACCCUCACCAUCAUCGGCCGCGUUACCGACAUCUUCGGCCGCCGCUGGGUCUUCGUUGGUGGUGCAUUCCUCGGUAUCAUCGGCUCCAUCGUCUGCGCAACGGCACAGAGCGUUAACUCGCUCAUCGGCGGCAUGACUAUCACCGGAAUCGCCGCGGCGACACAGCUCUCAUACUACUACGUCAUGGGUGAGCUGGUGCCGAUGAAGUAUCGCCUCAUCGGCAACGCGUUCUGCUACUCGCUGACCAUCCCCGGCUCGGGUCUUGCGCCGGACUUUGACUACAUCGGCACGGCUGUAUACACUGGCGGGUUGUUGGUUCUUAUGAUGGGUCUCAACUGGGGAGGCAGCGUCUACCCAUGGAAGUCGGCACAUGUUAUCGGGGCCAUCGUGUCGGGCAUCGUUGGCCUGGUGCUUUUUGUCCUUUGGGAGUCAUAUGCCAAGCUCAAAGAGCCUCUGGUACCGAUGCACUUGUUUAAGAAUCAAGGAUGGAACGCGGCAACUAUCUUGUCCGGUCUUGGUGCGAGCGUCUACUACGCCUUCGCUCUGGUGUGGCCAUCAAUGGUUACGGUUCUGUAUGAGGACGGAGACCCAAUGACGGCUGCUUGGUACUCCUCAUUUGUCGGAUUGUUCAUCAUCAUCGGCGAGGUCGUCGGCGGAGUCGUCGCUAAGCCGAUUGGAAACCUCAAGUUGCAAUGCAUCGUCACUGUUGCCCUCAGCGGCAUCUUCUUUGGAGCUACCGCGACGUCGACGCCAGACAGCCGGGUCCGAGCUACGACGUUCGUGGCCCUCGGAACCUUCUUCAUCGGCUGGGCUGAGUCGCUUGCCAUCACGAUCGUCACGAUCGCGGCGUGGGAUCAGUCGAAGCUGGGUUCGGCGUCUGGAUUGGCGGGUUCGAUCCGUUUCUUCAUCUCGUCCAUUUCCGCGACAGUGUAUACCGUCAUUCUCAGCAACCGACUCACUGAUGAGAUUGCAAGACAAGUACCCAAGGCGGUCACUGCUGCAGGACUACCCUCGUCGAGUGUGGCCGACUUCAUUACUGGUCUGUCUACCGGAACGGGCUUUGAUGGAAUUCCUGGAGUGACGGAUUCCAUCGCGGCCGUUGGUGUCAGGGCCUACAAGGAGGCCAAUGCUUUGGCAUAUCGCACCGUCUUCCUCGCGAGCAUUGCAUUCUCAGGCGUGGCUCUGAUUGCCUCAUUCAUGUUGCCCAACGUUGACUCGCUGUUGACGGGCAAGGUUGCGUCGACGUUGCAUAAGGGACGCAAGGACGAGAAGAUGAUUGGGGCUGGAGAUGUGUAAUAAGGGAGAAAAGGUUUAGCUCAC